Molecule: messenger RNA, 1118 nt
Organism: Amblyraja radiata (thorny skate)
Lineage: Eukaryota; Metazoa; Chordata; Chondrichthyes; Rajiformes; Rajidae
Product: zinc-binding protein A33-like
Exons: 6
Coding region: 169-1116 (315 amino acids)
Molecular function (GO): protein binding
Source: RefSeq, a predicted model, not a curated record
AAGCUGUUUUGUGAAACGGACAAGAAACUGAUCUGUGUGAUUUGUGUAACUGCGCGGGAACACAAGUCUCACAGCUUCAUCCCGAUUAAAGAAGCUGUUGAAAUCUACAAGGAGCAGGUUAAAUCAUCCAUACAAUCUCUGACAACAAAUAAAUCAGCCAUCCAGGAAAUGGAAGAGCAACAGAAGCAGAAGAUUUCCCAAGUCCGGGAGCAGUCACAAAGCCUCAAGUCUCACGUCACAUCUCAGUUUGUUGAACUGCACCAGAUUCUCGUGAAGAAAGAGCAGCGCAUUCUCGGAGAGAUCAAGGAGGAUGAGGAGAAGAUUCUAAGUCAAAUGGAGAAAAAUCUUCAAGACAUUCAAGAGAAUUUAAACUUUAUUGAGGAGGAACUCUCAAAUCUGCAGGGGCGAAUGGAACAAACAGACAUCGUGUUAUUUCUGAAGGAGGAAGCUGGUCGCAAGAGCAGAAUUAGUGAUGAGUCCCGGACAUUGUCACUGAGAGAUGGCGCCAUAUUGGAUGAAAGAUUCGAUCACCCCUUCUGGUUGAACGCAGUGAUGAGAGAUAUCUUUGUUGCCAAUCACCAAGUCUCCGUCACCCUGGAUGUGGAAACAGCGCAUGCGCAACUCGAGGUGUCUGAGGAUCGGAAGCGGGUGAAACUGACCGGGACCAGGAGGCGUCUCCCUGACACUGGGAAGAGAUUUACAGACAUGGCGUGUGUGCUGGGAUCGGAGGGAUUCACAUCGGGGAGACAUUACUGGGAGGUGGAGGUGGCGGGGACUCGGCGCUGGGGUAUGGGAGUCACCGCAGAGUCUGUGGAGAGGAAGGGAGAGAUCACACUGUCCCCGGAGACUGGAGUCUGGAGCAUCUGGCGGUGGGAUGACGAGUUUUUUACUCUCACCUCCCCUCAAUCCCCUCUCCCCGCCCGUCCCAUCCCCGGGAGGGUGGGAGUUUAUCUCAGUUACGAGUCCGGGACAGUUUCAUUUUACGACGCGGACACCAAGUCCCAUCUCCACACCUUCACUUGGAAUAAAUUCACGGAGAAACUUUAUCCUUUCUUCGGGCCUUGGGAUGAAAACCAGUGGCUGAGAAUCAGCUCCGGUUCCGCUCCGGGUGUGUAAAA